AGUGGGUCACGCAUGCGCAGUGACCCCGGCUGGUCGGCCGCCCGGCCCCGGGAGAGAUCGGUGGCUCCAUGGGAGGAUGAAGGAGAUGGUUGGAGGCUGCUGCGUGUGCUCGGAUGAGAGGGGCUGGGCCGAGAACCCACUUGUCUACUGCGACGGACACGGGUGUAACGUGGCUGUGCAUCAAGCCUGCUAUGGGAUUGUACAGGUACCCACUGGUCCCUGGUUCUGCCGCAAGUGUGAGUCCCAGGAGAGGGCCGCCCGGGUGAGAUGUGAUUUGUGCCCCCAUAAAGAGGGGGCACUAAAGAGAACAGACAACGGAGGUUGGGCACAUGUUGUGUGUGCCCUCUAUAUCCCAGAGGUCCAGUUUGCCAAUGUCCUGACCAUGGAACCCAUUGUGCUGCAAUUUGUGCCACACGAUCGCUUCAAUAAGACCUGCUACAUCUGCGAGGAUCAGGGAAGGGAGAGCAGAGCUGCAUCUGGAGCCUGUAUGACCUGCAACAAGCAUGGCUGUCGGCAAGCAUUCCACGUGACAUGUGCUCAAAUGGCCGGGCUGCUGUGUGAAGAAGAAGCUCAAGAGGUGGAUAAUGUCAAAUAUAUUGGAUACUGCAAAUACCAUUUCAACAAGAUGGUCCGAGACCCACAGAAGGUCUCCCGCCUUCCUUGUCCAUUUGUCCCAGGCCGAUGCAGUCGCUCGGGGUCCCCUCUGGAUAAAUCCCUCCUGUUUAGAGAGCGACAGAAAAAGAGUCAUAAAGAUAAGGAGCGCGUAAAGCACCGCAAGCAUCGAGAUUCCCCCGGCCACUUAACAGUGCCCUCUCUGCUGCCAGUACCUGCUGAGAAGCAUGAGACAAGUACAGAGAGUCCAGAGGUCAUGAGAUCAGAAGUGAAAGCAAAAAAACCAUCAAGCCACAGAGGUCGCAAAACAGGUGGCAAAGGGUCAGCUGGAACUGGAGGGUCCCUUCCAUCAGGUAGUGCGUCCUCUCCUCCAGACCUGAUCACCUUUCCUAAACUAGAGGAACAGGAUGAGGAAGAAGAUGAAGAGGAAGACAAUGAUGACGAAGAAAGAGGAGGUCCUUCCAAACCAACACCCACAUCCCCACCAGAGCUGACUUUCUCCAGCUUUGGGUCCAUAAUGCGUUUCUCCACUGACCCCAGCCCAAACUCUCGGACGUGGGAUCCAUCUCCUGGGGAACAUCGACCGCAGAAGUGGGGCAGGGAAGCAGCAGAAGGACCGCGGGAGAAAAAACACAAGGGAAACAAGAAGAGCAGACAUGGACCUGGUCGGCCUCGAGGGAGCAAAAAUAAUCCUUCUCAUAGCACUGCACCCCCCACACUAACUGCGCCACCUCGGCACUAUACCCAUCAUUCCUCUCUGCACAGUGUCAGCCUUGAAUCCCCUCUGCUCUCCUCCGGUAUCUACACCAGUAAUAAGGACCCUAUUUCUGUCAGAGCAGCCUGCAGCACCCCUCUGCCCUCAAGCCUUCUGUCUCACCAGAGUUCCCUCUCACCGUAUAGCAGGGGCUGCUCCAUUACUCCAUCUUCCUCAGCCUCAACUACGCAGGUAUUUUCUCUGCCUGGUUCCACAUUCAGUAUUCCCUCCUCUCACAUAUUUGGAAGCCCUCUUUCUAUGCCUCCUCUUCUCAGCCAAGCUGAGAGCCGCACAGAACCUGAGCUGGAAGACUGCAGCUUUGUCUGUAGGGGGAGUUCCCCCCGGGAAAGCCUGUCCUCUAUGUCACCCAUCAGCAGCCUGCCACCUCUCUUUGACCCAAGUGUCCCCAGCAAUCAGAAUGAGAGUGUUCCGCAUGCAACAGCCAAUCUUGAGCAGCUACUGGAAAAGCAUGGCGAGGCAGGGGUUAACAUUGUAGACAUGCUCCAGGCCCUGCACGCUCUGCAGAAGGAGAACCGCUCUCUUCAGGAUCAGAUAAUGACGCUCACGGCUCGCAAGGAAAAGCUCCAGCUGCUCAAUGUUCAGCUCUCGUGCCCGUUUCCCCCAACGCUACCACACGUCAGCACACACCUAGUGGGCUCCCAAGAGUCUCUCUGCAGUAAAAGUCCAACUUCCAAGGGAAGCUUCCGUGCCGAGAACUCUUCUUCUGAGGAUCCACAUUCAGGCUGCCCCAGCAGAAGUAGCUCCUGUCUGUCUUUGCACAGCACUCCUCCCCCAGGUCCUCUCACUCAGACGGGGACCCAGCUUUCGUCUCUAGGGGCAGAGCAGCUAAUGAACGGGCUGGUACGAGCUUCUGCCAGUGGGGGCCCUUCCACACUAGCAGCCUUUCCAUUCUUAGGGGCAUUGUCAGGCAACCCAGGAACUCUCUCGCUGAAUGGCAUUCUGGGAGCUGUAAAUGGAGGUCUACAGGCGUCCUCGGGGCAGUCCCAGAAUCCUCUACUCAGCAGCACCACCAGUGCACAGAUACCGGCCAGUUUUGCCAACCUGAACACACUCUCAGAGCAGCAGAGACACCUUGUCCAGCAGUUACAGCAGAUCACAUCUGCACAUCUUUCUACGGAACAACAGAGCAUUUUGUUUCAGCUGGUCCAGCACAUCCAGCAGAGGAGGGACUUGCAGCGCCUAAUGACAUCACCGCCUGCCCCGCCUUUGCUUCCCGUGACAUCCACUUGCACUGCAAUGUCAUCAUCACCUGCUCCGCCUGUUCUCACUGCACAGGCCCCCCCCUUCCUGGGGUCCCCAGUAGAGGGGGGGGUAUCGAAAACAGCAAGAGCGGCUGAGAAGACUCCGACAAACCACGAAAAAAGCUAAACCAAAGUCCCCGGCACUCGCCGACAUCCCUAGGACACUGUUGUACAUCCGCUGUAGGAGAGCGGAGCUCUGCCCAUGGCUUGUCACCAGGAGGGGGACACACGGCAACUCAGCAGGAAGCAUCUGCCACAGAAUACAUGCCAGAGAGUAUCCUGCCGAGAAAUCCGUGUGUAUAAACCGUGUGUAUAUAUUUGUGUGUUUUUACUUAGGUUUCAUGCUGAGCAAUGUGUCAUUCCCUUCUAAAGGAUUUUACAGUGCAGAGCACUUUGUUCCCGUAUACACGCUGAGCAUACAGCGAAGCGCUCCGCCUCUGUGUGUAUAUCAUUGAGAAUAGUGUAUGUGUUAUAUAUAUAUAUAUAUAUAUAUAUAUAUAUAUAUAUAUAUAUAUAUGUAAUACAUGCAAACCAGGCAGACUGUUGUGACUCUGGCCUUUCUUGUUACCCACAAGGGGGUCACAGCCGCCCUAUACUUUUUAAUAAAUCUGGCACUUUGAGGUAAA
Xenopus tropicalis (tropical clawed frog) is the source of this 3254-nucleotide messenger RNA. It is a transcript of the gene mllt6, whose product is annotated as MLLT6, PHD finger containing. Gene Ontology annotation, cellular component: nucleus. Lineage: Eukaryota; Metazoa; Chordata; Amphibia; Anura; Pipidae. The record is from RefSeq and is marked provisional. Gene Ontology annotation, biological process: regulation of DNA-templated transcription. Gene Ontology annotation, molecular function: nucleosome binding; histone binding.